This is a messenger RNA of Geodia barretti, 492 nucleotides long. The record is from the annotation of a GenBank genome assembly. NCBI's taxonomy places the organism in Eukaryota, Metazoa, Porifera, Demospongiae, Tetractinellida, Geodiidae.
AGAUUGUGGAUGUCUUGCAUCCUGGUCGGGCCAAUGUCCCAAAGACUGAGCUUCAGCAGAUACUGGCCAAGAUGUACAAGACAACCCCAGAUGUUAUAGUCUGUUUUGGCUUUCGGACAGCAUUUGGUGGGGGCAAGAGCUGUGGUUUUGCUCUCAUUUACGAUAGUCUUGAUUUCCUCAAGAAAAAUGAGCCUAAAUACAGACAAGUCAGGAUGGGACUCAUAGAGAAGAAAAAGGCAGCAAGAAAACAACGAAAGGAAAGAAAAAACCGCCAGAAGAAAGUCCGUGGAACCAAGAAAGAGAAGGUUUCUGCAGGGAAGAAAAAGUAGACUUACUCCAUUGCUAUCAGACACUAGACCUCAUAAUUAUACGUAAUAUUGUGUUGCAUAGGACAUAAGUAACAAAAUAUUAUGGGCACUCUCAUCUUGUUUUCAAGAUAGAGGUAGAAAUUGUUGCCUUGAAGAUUGAACUGAGGAAAGAGAGAUAAUAAGA